AUGAAAUCAUUAUAUGUAGAAUUAAGCAUUGAAAUAUUCAAAUGUAUACCAAGUCCCAUCAACCUUUUAGUUACAAGUCGUAAAUGGCAUAAUAUUUCUCAAGACCCUCAUGCCCGAGCCGAAUGGUUAAUUUUUAAAUAUGGUAGAGCACAUGCUUUAUUUCACUCUGUGAGGCUCGGCAAUAGCUUCAUUACGGUAGAAGUUAUACAGGCUUUGCUUUCAAAAAAUGUUAUCCUUUCAAGAUAUUUUUUUCAACGUUUAUUCAUGCAUUUCGGUAAUUAUGAUGAGAAUCUUAUUAAACUUAAAGUUGAACAUAAUGUAAAUCAAGUUGACUUUAAUAGACUUCGAGCUCUUAAAAAGAAUUUAUCUUCACCUUGGGGAAGUAAUAUACCUUUAUCAAGUUUUAUUAAACUAAUCACUGAAGGAUAUAACAUUUUGAAUGACCAUGAACUUGCAGUUAAAGGGAAUGAUAUGGAAUUAUUUCAUUUCCUAUCAGCUGGUCCCCUGGUUAUUAAUGUAGCUCCCCAAAAACUUCGUCAAAAUCUGGAAUCUAUUAAAGAUUUAAUUUUAAAAAAAAAGUUUAUCCCUUUUCCUCCGAAUCCAAAACCUAAAUAUGAAGAUACAGUAGAAUACGUUCAAUUGAUGCAAGUUAGAGCUCUUGAAGAAUAUCCACCAAAGGAUGGUUAUGAAAAUAGUCGUCAACUUAAUGUAGUGGCUAGAGCAAUAUUAAUUCAUCCCGAUUUAGUAAUUUUGUGGAAAGAAAUCGGAUAUUACGAAAUUUGUGAUGAUGUCAAUGAACUUGUAAUACAAGGCGCCCUCUUGAUUUUUUUUCCUCCUUCUCCACCGAAUACUUGGGAGUGUCCUGAUGUAGACAUUAUUGUUGCUCGUUUAAAACAUCUUAUUGAUCUGGGAUUUCAAUUAACCGAUAGUGUUAUAGAAGAGGUAUUUCAUUUAUUUGAACAUAAAUUAAACGAGAUUGGUGACCUUUUAAUGAAUUCAUUUCAAGUAAUUCGUAAAGAGUCAAAAUCGGAUAUUGCAUCAUCUUGCCUCAUUUAUGCAAUUAAACCUGAAAGAAAUUUUAAGAAAACUGAUUUGUUGGAAUUUUUAAUUAACAAAAUCGACCAACCUAGCAUAGCUUUAAAACAUGCAUUAGAUCAUUAUAAAGUCGGAUUCAAGCUUAAUUAUAAGACAAUUAGAACAACUACGAAAAUCAGAUCCCUAAGCGUUCAUUCAAAUUUCUAUUAUUGGAUACUUAAAAAUUGUGAUCCAAAUUCUGAGAUUUCACGAAAAUGUUUUGAUGAUAUUUUUGAAUCCCGAAUUUGGAUUGAACUAAAACUGCAGGAAACUCCUGAAAGGAAUAUUCCAAAAAAUCUUACUACUACUUCUUUUAAUUCUAUUUGUUAUAUAUAUCUUGAAUUUUGUAAUGGAAAAGUUCCAUUCAAUCAAGAUUGUAAAUCAUAUUGGCAAAAAUCUGAUUUAAAUUAA
Funneliformis mosseae is the source of this 1485-nucleotide messenger RNA. The record is from the annotation of a GenBank genome assembly. NCBI's taxonomy places the organism in Eukaryota, Fungi, Glomeromycota, Glomeromycetes, Glomerales, Glomeraceae.